UUCAUCCGCCGCCGGGUCCCGUUCUUCACGGCUGACCGGGCUGAUUUCUUCCCCGCUGGCUCCGCGGCCGGGCCGCUUUCUUCGCGGCUCACCGGGCUCAUUUCCUCCCCGUCGACUGGCUGCCUUCCGCCGCCCUGUUCGUCUGCCCUCAUUAGUCCAUCAAGAUGACUAAUUCCGCACGCCGUCACCAGAAAUCUCCAAGCUUUCAUAAAACCAACUCUGAUGAAAGUUGUAGUGUGGACAUGAGUGAUAGUGAUGUUUCCUCUCAAUCAAAAUCAACCAGGAAUAGCCGUAGAACAUCUUCGAAGAAACUUAAGAGAGCUACUACCGCCGAAGUUAAGCAGACCAUCAACUGGAAAUGCGAUCCAGUGAAGAUACGCGACAUUAUAAAACAACUAUGUCCAGAACAGCUAAAAUGGAUAGAAGAAUUGGGAUUUGGAUCACUCAUCGACAUGAUUGAGUGCAAGUUACCAAGAAAGCUAACUAUAUGGCUGAUGAAAAGAGUUGACUGUGACAGCAAGUGUCUAGUAUUCAGAAACAAGAAGGUUUCUAUAGUACAUGCUGUUGAAAACCUGUUGAAGUUACCUGCUCUUGAUAAAGCAGUUCCAAUGCCCCGUCCCGGUAGGGUUCGUGACAAGCCUUUUAGAGGUAAAACUGAAUUCAAUCUGCUACGGCCGGAAGAGGAGAAUCACUAAAGGAAGCGACAGACAUGAUGCUAACAUACAAAGAGGAGAAAGACAAGGACAAGUUUUGCUCAUGUUUCAUGAAAGUCAUCCUAUGCGCCUACUUAGCUCCAACGACUGGUUACCAAAUUAAUAGAAGUUACCUGCUAGGAGCUUUGAAGGACUUGAGCGACAUACCUCGUAUGAAUUGGUGUCGUUUUGCUGCUGACUACCUUAUCGAUGCAAUUCGUGACUCAAGGGGAAACAAAGUGCACAACCUGAACGUCGGUGGAUGCGUUCAUAUUCUACAUCUCAUAUAUGUGGAUCUACUUAAAUCAGAUUUAGUAACAAUACCCGAGGGUUACCCAAGGAUUAAAUGUGUGAGCUCGGUAGUACUGGAACAAAUCGAUAAUACUGGAAAAAAGAAGACACAAGACCAUUGCAAGUUCUUUGAGAGCUUACUGGACGAUGAAAAGUUAGAAAAUUUCCCAACUGUGGAAGACCAUGAUGAUGAUAUUGAUGAUAACGCAAAAUCUACACAUUCCAUGCCACUAGUUACAGCUACUAUAAGUAAUGUACCUUGCCAAGAGAAACAUAAACUUCCGCAAAAGGUAGUACAAACUUCAAAGAAGCGCCCGUCAGAUCAAUCUAUAGAUGAGAAUUUGAUCAAACGGAUUAAGAAGCUUGAAGACCACUACACAGCCGAGCGACAAAAGUUGAUAACUUUGUCUAAACGCAAGCUUCAAAACAAUCUGCAACAGCUUGAAAUAAAGAAAACGAAGGAAAUGGCAGCCUUGGUCCAGGAAGAGAUUCAUAAGGCUAUGUUACCAAUGAAUGAUGACGCACGUGCAGGAAGUUCUCUGCAUAAUGAUGAUCCCACUUUGACCAAAGGAAGUAUAGGAACAGAAAGUCCAUGUCACUCCAAUCUAGAUGAAGUUGUUCUGCUUUCUGCCAAGUCUGCUCAGUGUGGUCACCAAACUAGCACUCAUGUUGAUGCCAUCCCACAAUUGACAGCUGGCACACCUUCAUCUCCAACGUUCAUGAAUGGAAUAGUACAAAUUGGUACUCAUGAAUCACCACCAGCAACUAAUUUGGUGAACAAAGAAAAUGUCAAACUGGACAAUUUCCAUCCCGCUUCAUCAUUUGUUGGUCAGAUUACUCAGUACGAGCCUUCUUCUUCUAAAGAAAUUAUUCCCACCGAUCAGAUUGUUCAGGCUGAACCUGCUGCUUGUAAAGAUCCAUUUGUGGAAAGACAAGAGACCAUAGAAAGACAAGAUACUUUUGUUGCCAAUGUUCUACCGGCGUCAAAUAUAUGUGCGGUUCCACAUCAGCCAGAUUUAGUCCCUGCAGUCAUCAUUCCCACAAGUCCUUUUAUCCUUCCAAACAAGGAUGGCGACCAAGUCCAUUCACAUAUUGUUCAAGCUGAGAAAAACAACAUACCGAGUGAAGAUUCAUCAAUGCUGAAGAUUGUUGGUACUGAUGUUCAAGCGGACACUGCUUCUGUUGUACCUGUUAGUACUAAUAUCACUGGGCCUGGACAGGGCAACCCAGGGGAUCAACCAGAGAGUAAUGUAUUUGUUGUUGAACAUGCAAAACAGGAUUCCACAAUAAAUGUUUUGCAUGAAGUACGUAAUACCGUUACUACGCCAACAACUGUUGAUGUAAUUCCGGAUACUGACUUCAUUGCUCCAAAAUCAACAGAAUCUGCAUCUGAAAUACUUGUUGCUGAUGCACAUAAAGCUACAAAUAUGGAUAGUUUGGCACACAAUGCUGCCUCAGAUGUUAUUCAACUACAACAUACAGACAAGACGACACUUGAAGAUGAAUUUCAGAACCAAUCGAAUAAGCAAUUUGGAAAUCUUGAUGUCAGCAAAAAUGAAAUUGAAUCGAAGAAAGAUAUUAAAAUUGCUGAUAGUCAUGCCACUUUAAAAGAUGUUGCAGAUAUUUCUUCACCACCUUUAUCCAUAGAAAUAGUUGGUGAUGUAUCAAUUAUGUCAGUCAGUCAAAUGACCAGGGAAUAUGAUAGGAUGAAUGUACCAGGAGCUGCUACUAUUGAUACUACUGAACAUAUUGCUGCAUCUACGCUACACGAAGUCUCAAGACCUGAAGAUACUGACAAGCUUAUUCAGCCUCAACAUAUUGUUUUCGAAACUUCAGUUCUCCCCGACCACAAAUCCUCCAGUUUGGAUGUUUUGUAGAUAGACCAUUCAAAUUUACC
Molecule: messenger RNA, 2880 nt
Organism: Triticum dicoccoides
Lineage: Eukaryota; Viridiplantae; Streptophyta; Magnoliopsida; Poales; Poaceae
Exons: 6
Coding region: 710-2860 (716 amino acids)
Source: RefSeq, a predicted model, not a curated record